Penicillium cosmopolitanum is the source of this 612-nucleotide messenger RNA. RefSeq lists its product as uncharacterized. Lineage: Eukaryota; Fungi; Ascomycota; Eurotiomycetes; Eurotiales; Aspergillaceae. Bases 1 to 612 code for a protein of 203 amino acids. The record is from RefSeq and is a predicted model, not a curated record. The transcript has a single exon.
AUGCUAGGACUGCAUAUGACGCCUAUCCCUUUUCGAGCACAACAUAUGAUCCUCCAAACCCUGCAACGCCACCUCGAGCAUUCCGCCUUCCAAUUUGUUCAAAAUUGGCUUCUACCACAGUCUUUGGCUGUUGGUUGGACAUGCGCUGAGGCACUGGAGCUGCACAAGUUCUUCAAAUUCUUAGCUAGAAAUCGAUCGAAGAUCUCGUCCGAGCAGCAUAGUGAAAAUAUCACCACUGUUCAGAACUUACGCCAUUCCAUUGCCAGAAUCCGCCACGCCGCUGUUCAUCGCUUGGCCCAAGACAGCGACAGUCUGCUUGAGAUGAAUUGUGCUGCCAUCGAAUUCUGCCUUCGCAUCGGCGAUGAUUAUGGCGCCGAUAGUCUCUGUCGUCUCCUUAAAUUCCUACAGAAAACCCUCCCGAAGUCAAGCAUGGUGCAAAUGCAGCCACAGCAGACUGUUCCCUCUCAUCCUCGUUUACCCAAGUCCUCUCUCCGCACACGACUACAACAACGAUCGAUGACACCUCCGGAUGUGAUGACGAGACUCAUUGGAUGUAUCGAGGAGGAUUUGAUCUCAGAGGUGGUGCAUUUCUUGCGAAUUGAGCUUCCGUGA